GGUUAUUCCUCGUAUCAUAAAGUUAUAGAUACUAGUUAUAAAGGUUAUUCCUCGCAUCAUAAAGUUAUAGAUAUUAGUUAUAAAGGUUAUUCCUCGUAUCAUUACGUUAAAGAUAUUAGUUAUAAAGGUUAUUCCUCGUAUCAUAGAAUUAUAGAUAUUAGUUAUAAAGGUUAUUCCUCGUAUCAUAAAGUUAUAGAUAUUAGUUAUAAAGGUUAUUCCUCGUAUCAUUACGUUAUAAAUAUUAGUUAUAAAGGUUAUUCCUCGUAUCAUAAAGUUAUAGAUAUUAGUUAUAAAGGUUAUUCCUCGCAUCAUGAAGUUAAAGAUAUUAGUUAUAAAGGUUAUUCCUCGUAUCAUAGAAUUAUAGAUAUUAGUUAUAAAGGUUAUUCCUCGUAUCAUAAAGUUAUAGAUAUUAGUUAUAAAGGUUAUUCCUCGCAUCAUGAAGUUAAAGAUAUUAGUUAUAAAGGUUAUUCCUCGUAUCAUUACGUUAUAGAUAUUAGUUAUAAAGGUUAUUCCUCGUAUCAUAAAGUUAUAGAUACUAGUUAUAAAGGUUAUUCCUCGCAUCAUGAAGUUAUAGAUAUUAGUUAUAAAGGUUAUUCCUCGCAUCAUAAAGUUAAAGAUAUUAGAUAA
Molecule: messenger RNA, 627 nt
Organism: Lottia gigantea (owl limpet)
Lineage: Eukaryota; Metazoa; Mollusca; Gastropoda; Lottiidae
Exons: 1
Source: RefSeq, a predicted model, not a curated record